AGACUUGACCUAAAGGUCUUAGUUACCAGGUCAUAAAAUCCCUUUUUAAAAAGUAGGUAUCAAAGGUUAAGGUUAUAUUAUUAAAAGUUCUUGACUUUUAAACUAAGAUCUAAUGUUUUAUUUAUAUUUAAAUAUGUAAUAAAUUAAGAGUUACAAAUAGAGCAAAGUGUGUCUUACACAACCGAAUGUUACAUUUAACUAUUCUAACCUAAUAACCAAAACAUAAACAAUCAACAAUGUCCGCUAGAUUUGAUGGGGCCCUACACAAAUUUCGACAGCAAUGCCCUUAUGUGAGCAAAGACCUGCUCCGCUGGUUCCCUGGUCAUAUGAACAAAGGUCUAAAACAGAUGCAACGUAAAUUAAAAAGCGUUGAUUGUGUCAUAGAAGUACACGAUGCCAGGAUACCUUUUACGGGCCGAAAUCCAAUCUUCACAAGCACAUUGACUGGCGCUAAACCUCACAUAUUAGUCCUUAACAAGAGGGAUUUAGUCAUAACAUCAUUAAUUCCUCGAAUUAAAGAUCAAUUAAAAGCUGAACAAAAUGUCGACAAUGUCGUGUUUACAAACAGCAAAGACCAGUUUUGCCGCGGUCUGAAGACUAUUAAACCUUUAAUGGUUGAUUUAAUAAAAAAUUCUAAUAGGUAUAACAGAAGCGAGGAACUAGAGUAUAAUGUUAUGAUAAUUGGAGUUCCAAAUGUCGGUAAAUCCUCUAUGAUCAACAUGUUGAGAUCCAGGAAUAUUAGUGGAAGGCAUGUGCUGCCGGUCGGUGCUGUUGCCGGUGUAACCAGGAGUCUUAUGAUGAAGAUGAGAAUAAAUAAUGACCCCUGUAUAUUUAUGUUAGAUACUCCAGGUAUCUUAGAGCCAUCAGUAACAAAUAUAGAAAUGGGUUUGAAGCUUGCAUUGUGUGCUGCACUCCAAGAUCAUCUCGUAGGCGAGGAGAUCAUCGCAGAUUACUUGCUGUACUGGCUUAACAAGCAUAGGAAAUUUAAAUAUGUGGACUUCAUGGGCUUAGAUGAGCCUUGUGAUGAUAUUAAUAAGGUACUCCUCUCCGGCGCUAUUAAAUACAACCGUAUCAGAAAAGUUAGAGACUUUGAUGGUAAAGUCCGGGAUGUACCGGACCUUCUUGAAACCUCCAGACACAUUAUUAAAGCCUUCAGGACGGGAGAAUUGGGAAAAGUCAUUCUAGAUAUUGACCUGUUGGAGAAUAGACCUAGCAAUAAACAGGAGGUUCUAGCAUAACUGUUCUAUUAUUCUUUAUAUUCAGCUCAAUUCAAAGAGAAAUGAAAUUUUUGGAACUACCAUUUAAAUGAAGAAAUUAUUAAUCCACAUAUUGAACUUUCCUUUAAAAUGUAGUUCAUUCACUCACUUAUUAUGUCGGAUGCUGAGAAUUAUCAGGUCUGAAAUUUGUCAACAUGCUCUCGAGAGUGAUGCCAACCAUGUUAAAAGAUUUGGAAAAAUUCAAAUACUAAAGACAAAUGAGUCGACUAUUAUCAAAGCCGGCAAUCUGACUUUUGGAUAAUUAUUGGUAAAUCAGAAAAACGAAUUAUUGACUUUGUAUUCCAUUGGCAGUCACAAAACUCUUCGGAACGACAUCUUAGAUAAAUAACAGGUUAACUAUUAACCUUUAUUUAAUGCAGGUUUUGAACCGUAUUCUUUGGAGGAGACGAUUAUAUUCAAAUCAAUCUGUAUUGACAUAUCAAUAACAUUUUUUUGUCCAAAUGCACAGAUUGCCACCUUUGAUAAUAGACGACUCAAAUAUAGCACUGAAACUAAUUUAAUAAAAAAGUACCCAAAAUUAUAUCAUACAAACGAUGAAAACCUAAAUCAAAGAAACUGUCAGACCUCGAGAAACUGUUAAUUCUUUCUGUGUGCAACAAAACGUAAAUGCCAAUAAAUUUAUAGAAAAUUUGAGGAUAAAUAACGUCUCACUUGUCUGUGACUCAAAUUAAAAUAUUCAUAAUUUAAAUAAAAAAUAAAUAAAACAUUCAAUGUCAGAUUAAACCACGAAAGUCAUCAUAGUCCUAUUUGUUAAAACACAUCAGAUGUAAUGCCUGAUGAGCACGUAUUUAUACAGAGAUAUGUAAAUAUACAGGAAAUGGCAAAUUAUAGUAAGAAUCAGCUAAAAUCUGUUGUAAUAUAAAACAGUCGACUAGCAAUGUACACAUAAGCCGUUUUAAUGAAGCCACCAUUCAUAGUUAGUGUCGAUGGCAACACGCAUCUUCAAUUAGUUUUCUAAUCUUCUAUAAAUAGAGAACUCUCCAUAAAGUCUAUGGGUUAUGAUAACCGCUUAACUCCACGCGAUCCGUGCGCUCGAUCACCCAUCUACGCAAUAAAAACAUAUACAACGUAUUUUUACGCAACUAAAUGAUAUUGUAGAAUGAAUAUGAGUAAAUGAAUUAUGAAUACUAAUUAGUAGGUAUUUCCUACGUCUAUUAUGAGUUUUUGUCGCUUUUUUUUUGAACCAAUGUUAUUUUAGUGAUGAAAAAAUUUUGAAUAUUUUUCCGGUGUCCGUGAUUAAAUUACAUAGUUUUAAUUGCCUCUGAAUAUUAUUAAAUUAAGUGUUGAAUGAAACCUUAACACUAAUCAUACCAACGCUUACUGAUACCUAUUUGUACCAUAGCGGGUAGAUAACGGUAUACGACAAGUAUAACUCAAAAUAAACAAAAAAAUAGUAUAAUAACUGUAGAUUAAUGGGUAAAAAAAAUCAUGAAGUCAAAUGUGCAAAAGCAAUAUUAAGAUACGUGCAUUUUCGCUGCAAAAGUUCAAAAUGGGUCAUUUGACCCCUUAAAGUAUGUUUAGUGUUAAUAUUGUGUAAAUAUAGGUUUAGUUGUAAAUAAAUAGUUGUCUGAAGCAAAAUUUCUUUGAAACGUUAUUAUUUCUGUGAUUUAAUAGGUGUCUUCAGGUGCUCAACAAUGUGCGGAAUACGCGCUCAAGUGAUCACUUAAUACCAUAUAAGCCGUGAGCUCGUUUACCCAUCCUUAUCGAUUGGUCAACCUAUUUUAUAGUUUAUUGAAACUCUAUUUUAACUAUGAAAGCGACGUAAUUAGAUUCUAAACUUUCCGACAUAAAAAAAACUGUGGCCUCUUUUAAAUAUGCAGUGACGUAAAAAGAAAUCACUACUAGUCAUUUCAGUCAUACAAACUGACUUAUGAAACCACAAUACACAGAAUUGAAGAAAAUCAAAGACGUAAAAUGUUCAAAUCAUAAAAUUAAUGUGUACUAAAAAUUAACAAACUAAAUAGAUACAUUAGGUAAUAUGUGCAUUUGAUCCCUUGAUAGUCCAUUAUAAAAAAUGGAUAUUUACAGCUGUAUCGAAACAUUUUUAUCGACGUUACAAAACUACAGAUGGCUUAUAAACUUAGCUGACCACUGCUAUCCUAUUUCAAUGAUGUCUGUAAUCCACACAGCGAGCUAAAAUGGUACUAAGAAGGAGAUACAGCAAAGAGUUCGGCCGUAAGGCCACUCCCAUACCGAAAUACUUCAGCGAAAUAACCUUUGACGAGAGUUCAGAAUCGGAAACAUUUGAAAGCGAGACUUCAUCUUACACGACGUACUCCGGCGAAUCUGAAACUACGACUGUAACAACGGAAGACACCUUGAGCAUGAUCAGUACUCCUUGGAGCAGUGAAACGUGGGACUCUGCCGUUUUCAACAGUGCAAAUUCAGAGAAGACGCUAACACCGAAAUCUUCCACGUCCUAUGGAGCUACGACACCGUUCUUUAGCGUCAGCAGCAAAAACACUUUGACGUUAUUAGAAUCAGCUGUUUCGCUCAAUGAAAGUCACGUGAUGAAGCCGACCAUUCGAGCGACCCAGUCGAUGUCUUCGGGAACUUUAAGUUCGUGGACCCUUGAAAGUUUCACCAGCACGGGUCUCAUAGACUCUGAUAUUCUAAAAGUCGAGUAUCCCUGGAGCCCUUGCACUGAUAUGAGCGGAACUGAUGUAUACCCUAGUAGUGUAGACACGUUCGAAUCUAGAAAAGGUAGCAGGGCUGCAAUGAAUACUCUCAGCAAGAGAGAGCUAUUUCCCAUGAAUUAUUUGUGUACACCGCACGAAGACACUGUUCUAGAUUGGAUGUUAGUGAAGAACAAAGGGAUUUGUGUGUCGUGACGGGGAAAAAAACCUCAAAAAAAACAGUAAAAUAACUUUAUUUGAAA
This is a messenger RNA of Bombyx mori (domestic silkworm), 4155 nucleotides long. Its product is annotated as mitochondrial GTPase 1. Lineage: Eukaryota; Metazoa; Arthropoda; Insecta; Lepidoptera; Bombycidae. Gene Ontology annotation, cellular component: mitochondrion. The transcript is spliced from 3 exons. Gene Ontology annotation, biological process: mitochondrial translation. The coding region runs from base 237 to 1238 and encodes 333 amino acids. Gene Ontology annotation, molecular function: GTP binding; GTPase activity. The record is from RefSeq and is a predicted model, not a curated record.